Molecule: messenger RNA, 859 nt
Organism: Acromyrmex echinatior (Panamanian leafcutter ant)
Lineage: Eukaryota; Metazoa; Arthropoda; Insecta; Hymenoptera; Formicidae
Gene: BBIP1
Product: BBSome interacting protein 1
Biological process (GO): cilium assembly; receptor localization to non-motile cilium
Cellular component (GO): BBSome
Source: RefSeq, a predicted model, not a curated record
CAUACAAUUAUAUCAUCUUUAAUUUCGGUGUCAUUUAUUUAACUUAUCUAACUGGCCGCGCUGACAUAUCUACAGAUCCUACAAUCGUCGACGUUAGUUUCGAGCUUCGCACCGUCGCGUCGCGACAUCCCACGUUCCAUUCCAGGCAUUCCCAGGUGUUGUCUUUCAGUUCGAUUCACGAUGGUUUGCGAUCUGUGGUUUCGCAUUCCGCUGCCACUGCCGUGAUAAAUGAUAAAGAUCUGAUGAUUUCUGAGUUUGUCAACCAUCUGUGACCGCUACUGACAGCCUGUAUCCGAUUACGGAGUGACGGUGUCGGCAUAAUCGCAUAAUCACCUUAGUUGUUUUAACGACAGCAGCAAGGAGAAAGUUCUGUCGCAACGUUCUGUCAAUUGCGUCAGGUAUGCAAGGAAUUGACUGCUGACUUUUCUCAGUUGACUUGGGUCUGUAAUGAUCAAGGAUAAAUAUAGUCCAAUUGACAUACUCUUCUGCUACCAGAUGUCAUGAUGAAGAGGUCGUUAAUUCUCUGAGGCAUCGCGGAUUGACCAAAGAUGUCAGAGCCUACAGAGAAUCAGAUGGAACAGUGCGACAUAGUCUUACCGAGACAAGGUCUGUUAUAUCAGACAGAUGCAUUGAAUUAUAUACUCUGUAAACCAAAGUUGAUCCCGUUGAAAUCAGUCACGUUGGAGAAACUCGAGAAGAUGCAGAAAGACGCGGAGAUUAAAGUCAAAGAGUCGCAAGAGGCAGAGGAUAGUCUUAAUGCAAGUGCAUAAGCAUUCAGCAGUGUCUAGAGAUCUAUAGAAUUCGUCGGAUAUCACUGUUGCACCAGAUAUUAAAGACAAAAUGGUGCUCGGUGCUUUCC